This is a messenger RNA of Oncorhynchus kisutch (coho salmon), 1023 nucleotides long. RefSeq names its product early nodulin-75-like. The record is from RefSeq and is a predicted model, not a curated record. The coding region runs from base 1 to 1023 and encodes 340 amino acids. NCBI's taxonomy places the organism in Eukaryota, Metazoa, Chordata, Actinopteri, Salmoniformes, Salmonidae. The transcript is spliced from 2 exons.
AUGUCCGAGUGUUGGAGCUCACCAGAUGACCUGCAGCCAGAGCAUGAGGCCCACAUACCAGGAAACACACCCCCUCAGUCACCAGAUGACCUGCAGCCAGAACAUGAGGCCCACAUACCAGGAAACACACCCCCUCAGUCACCAGAUGACCUGCAGCCAGAACAUGAGGCCCACAUACCAGGAAACACACCCCCUCAGUCACCAGAUGACCUGCAGCCAGAACAUGAGGCCCACAUACCAGUAAACACACCCCCUCAGUCACCAGAUGACCUGCAGCCAGAACAUGAGGCCCACAUACCAGGAAACACACCUCCUCAGUCACCAGAUGACAUGCAGCCAGAACAUGAGGCCCACAUACCAGGAAACACACCUCCUCAGUCACCAGAUGACCUGCAGCCAGAACAUGAGGCCCACAUACCAGGAAACACACCCCCUCAGUCACCAGAUGACCUGCAGCCAGAACAUGAGGCCCACAUACCAGGAAACACACCCCCUCAGUCACCAGAUGACCUGCAGCCAGAACAUGAGGCCCACAUACCAGGAAACACACCCCCUCAGUCACCAGAUGACCUGCAGCCAGAACAUGAGGCCCACAUACCAGGAAACACACCCCCUCAGUCACCAGAUGACCUGCAGCCAGAACAUGAGGCCCACAUACCAGGAAACACACCCCCUCAGUCACCAGAUGACCUGCAGCCAGAACAUGAGGCCCACAUACCAGGAAACACACCCCCUCAGUCACCAGAUGACCUGCAGCCAGAACAUGAGGCCCACAUACCAGGAAACACACCCCCUCAGUCACCAGAUGACCUGCAGCCAGAACAUGAGGCCCACAUACCAGGAAACACACCCCCUCAGUCACCAGAUGACCUGCAGCCAGAACAUGAGGCCCACAUACCAGGAAACACACCCCCUCAGUCACCAGAUGAGUUGCAGCCAGAACAUGAGGCCAACAUACCUGCCCCUAACUUACCUGACACUGAUGCAGACCCUGAUACUCCUUCCUCAUUGUCUGCAACAUAA